Molecule: messenger RNA, 5607 nt
Organism: Trypanosoma brucei brucei TREU927
Lineage: Eukaryota; Euglenozoa; Kinetoplastea; Trypanosomatida; Trypanosomatidae
Product: ubiquitin-protein ligase, putative
Exons: 1
Coding region: 1-5607 (1868 amino acids)
Biological process (GO): proteasome-mediated ubiquitin-dependent protein catabolic process; protein polyubiquitination
Molecular function (GO): ubiquitin protein ligase activity
Source: RefSeq, a predicted model, not a curated record
AUGGACGAAGAAACCACAUUUCCACCUCAACAACAAGGGAAAGCGCUGAUCUCAGAGCUACGGAGUGUAGUUAAUGACUACAGAAAUAGGAAAACCGUGGAGGCUCGCGAAAAAAUUAUAGCAGCGAUGGACAACACUUGUGCCUCUCUCUGCUUUGGUGAUGAGGGGUUCAUCCGCAACUUGAACCCUUGCAGUUUGGCGUCUGCUUUAGUUGCUGUCCUAACAAGUACUCUCGCAACUGAUUACCCGGAGGUCCAAUGCCUCGCGGUGCAGGCGCUGGCACUUGUGGCAGAUCUUGUGCCACGAGGUGGUUUUGCUGUUGUAGCUGCAAGGGGUGUACAACCACUCCUGCUCCUCCUAAAGGAGCUGGAUGCGUCAGAAAGCACGACACUGGAGGAGUUGUUGAGGUGUUUGACAAAUCUCGCUUUUGAGGCUCACGAGCAGUUAAUGCAACACCAGGCAUUUUCUGUUAUUGUUUCCAUUGAAAGGCGAUUGGAAACUCAUCGACUGCGUAUGAUGUGCCUCAAGUGUCUGUCACAUCUUCUCACAUUGACCUCACCGGAAGAAUGGAACAUAUAUCUGUCCAAACCGUGUAGCUCGUUGAUGGCAACAUUUCAUGAGGCGGUGACAAGACUUAUGAAAGAUGAUUGUGCAGGUGAUCGUCUGUCAAAAGACGACGAGGCUUAUCUGCUGCGACUCCUCGAGUGUGUUGCAUUAACGUUUGAUAGGGUGCUGUGUUCGGCGAAAAUGAUCGACAGGAACAGCAGGAUGGUAGAGCAGCUUGUUUCGUCUCUCGUAGUGGUUAUUAAUGGAGCUGCUUCCAUGGGUUCGCGCGGCACCGCCCUGCGUAAUGCUGCGUGUUCGCCCCUUCUUACCCUUCUGUUCACAGACCCGGCUGUUACAGUGAGGAUAUUUCUUAAAUGCCACGUGUUAGAUUCUAUAUACAGUAACAUUUCUGGGCUACUCGAAAAGAGGCCGAAACAGGCUUCUUACAAUGGCGCAGCCGUGAUCUCUGCUCUCAUGGAAGAGGAUCUGACGGCCGUGCCGAGCGUAGCUGAGGAACAAAAGGUCAUUCCCCUGCUAGAGUUUCUUCUAGUAGUUAUGCCACCCUCAUGCACUGCAAGUGAUUGCGAUUAUUACACCACCUUACCACACUAUAUUUGGCAGUGGGAAGAUGACUUUCAUAACUGGUGUGACUGCACCGAAGACUUAAGCAAACGACUAGAGGGGGAGUACAUAAAACAGCGGCGACUCUCAGGAUACACAGUUUUUGAAGUUUCUAAUGCAACAUCUACACUGAAGAUUAACUUUUCUACCAUGCGAUACAGAAGCAGCGAAAGCCUGCACUACCCUCACAACAUUAGCCGUCGUCCAUCUAUUGCCGGAUAUAUUUACCGGCGACCCAUACGAUGCCAGUGCGACGUUAAAGUUACACCGAACUCUUCAUUGCCCGUCGAGGUGGCGUUGGGCAGGUUGGUUUCUCUCGGGGCAGGCACCACGACGGUUCUCGACGGUGAACCCGCCGUGGUGUCGGCCGGGGUACCGACGGGAAAUGCGCAUAGCAACGAACAAUCUUAUUGUGAAAGUGCAUCAUAUAGUUUUGGCAACAUCGCUGCUCCCUCGUCUUCGAACCAACCUUCAAGGGGUCACGGGGCACAUAAUGGUGGUGUUGUGGAGGAGCGUGGGAGCCAUUGCUGUUGUGUCAGCGUUUUGAGGUCACUGUUUCGUAAGUUGAAGGGUUCAGGACGUUCAACCGCAGUUCCCGAGGCCGGAAAAUAUGGUGCAGGGUCAGCGCUUACAUCCUACGAAGUACUCGACGAUGUUAGAGUGGAGCUUCUGCGCUGUGCUGCAACUCGUUCCAAUUUCUUGCAGGAGCGGAUGAUCUACAGAAUAAUCCAACAGUAUCUUCCAAUUCUUAUGCGUGUUGUGGAUAGCACAGCCAAUCUUAUCAUCGUACGCCACUGUUCAGUACUGAUUUUGCGCUGCGUUGACUUGGUGAUAGGUUACUUUCGCUCAGGUGGGAGGGACCAGGGUCAACCUACCAGGACUCUCUGGGGCUUGUUUUGUGCCUUGGGCCCAAGUCUUGCGACGUCAUUGUCCUAUCUGACAACUUCCAGCACGACUCACGGAUCGCUGACGCUAUCGGCAGCACCCUUCAGGGAAUUCCGGUGCGGUAGUGCGUUUGUGCUCGCGUUGUCAGCUUUAGACGUGACAGUUGGAACCCGGUUACCAGCAAUGAAUCUUGCUUGUGAAACUCAGCUGACCUCAUUGAGUGCCCUGAUGAUGCUUUGCAGUCUCUGCCCCAUAGGCGUGAAGGCGCUGACGAAGCAGCAGUCGCUCGCGUUAUUGUGGAAACUGGAAAGGAUUACUGGUCCCGCUGAACGCAGUUCACAAGGUGGCGUCCACCUGUUGCUUGAAGGACAUAGAGUCCCGCCGUGUCCCUUUCACACGAAGGCACUGCAAAUUGAGGAACUGCGCAGAACGCUGGUUCAGCAGCUUUGUUCGUUACUGUGGACAAAUGCAAGGGCGGUAGAUCAAAUGUUGCCCUUCAAAAAAUGUUGUUUGGACAUAUCUGGAGACGAUCAACAGGAUAGUCAGCUUGGGGAUUCCGUCGCCAUGGGUUCACCUGAGGGGAGUGUGUCACCGAGUGCCAGUUGCACGAGCCUCACGUAUAUUUCUUCCAGUGGCGAUCUGGACGGUGACACACCGCGUUCUCGCAGCACUCAGGUGAUUAAACGAUUAACACGGAUCAAUGAGUACAUGAAAGAGCACAGUAAUGAUCUCCCCGUGUUCUUGUAUGAUCAGCCGGAGCUGCUGAAGGAUCUCGCUAGUGCUUUGCGCAGUGCUGAUGUAAGGGAGGUGAUUGGUUCAAAGAUGAAUGAGGUCUUUUCCCAACUGAUAAAGAGUUUGCUCCGCACCAUCUGCAAGUACACGGGAAUUGGCAGACUAGAGGAACCCCGCGCCGUAGAGCGUCAGUAUUCGCGGUUUCAACGCCGUACCCGACGCAACAGGACUAUGUUGAUGGUGGUUGACUACCUGUGGACGCCUCUUCGGGUGAAUCUUGUUAAUACCCCUGUUCAAGCAGGUAAGAAGAGGAGUUUGUCUAAAUUCUUUCGCUUGCAGAAAGACUCCACCAAUGCGGCUGAUGCGGGCUCACCAAAUGCUCAGGUGAGGGAAUCAGUGUUAAGCGUACUCCCAACGACUCCAUUGAGUUACAUUGCAAAGUAUAUUAUAAUGCGGUUAAAUGAAGCUUGCAACAACACGUGUGACCCCAAAUCAGAGGACGCGGAGCAGCAGCGGCAGCAAGAAUUAGCUGAGGAAAGUAAUUUCGGGGCGACGUUAGCCCACCAGGAGGCAGCCGACACUCCAGUUGGUGUCAAUGGCGGCGUUGGUGAAGAAACUGCACUGGGAGGCAACGUGAUAAACUUUUUAAACCGCAGAGAGUCUAGGUUGUCGGAUGCUUCGGAUGCCGACGACGAGGAAAGCGUGACUUCUGGUGAUGCAUCUGAGUUUUCGGAAGGCCGCGACGGGGAUUACUUAAGUGAACAUGUUCUCAGCACUGUGUCGGCAACCGUUUCUAUGGUGCCUCAAGCGCCCUCAAAUAUUUGCAGUGGGCCUUUAGGUGGACUGAGGGCCUCACAAGUUGAAGGUAGCACUUCCACCACAAUUACCAUCGACAAUGUUGUCUUCUUCUGCGGGGGCAAGCCCGUAACAGACUUAAGCAUAUCCGUUUUAGACCUUUGUGGGAGUUCCUAUUGUCAAGCUUCUGGUUGGUCCGAUCUCCACCAGAGUGAUUCCGACGAGAAUUGCGGUGAUAAUGCACCUGUACGACACACUAGUGGUGAACGACUUCACUACUUGAUGAAAAAUGUGCUUUCACUGUGGUCAUCUGUACAUACAAUUAACUAUUCCAUUGUAGGAAUGCGUGCCAAUGAAGAGCGACGCGGUACAGAUGGCGAAGAGGUGUUGGAUAUGAAUGAAAAUUCCCCGGUCGAAGUUUUUUCUCGUUUGUCGUACUCCCCCAGAGGAACCCCAUUUUUGUGGGCUGCGGCGGACCUUCUGAAUGAAAUGGGCCAGUUAGUGCGCGCUGCAGGUGGUGCUCUCUCCAUGGAUGAUCCACUGGUGUCGAGCGCUUUGUUCCAUGAAUUCUACAAUCACUUUGGUGUGUUGAUGUUGCCCGCACUCGCGUAUGGUAUUAUCCACGCCUACCUGGCGGAUCAGCAGGACCGUUAUCUCAUUAGCUCCGUCCUUUGGAAGUACCCACAAACUUUCAGCUACGAAAUUAGGCGGACACUGCUGCAUUUGCUACUUUCAGUCCGACGUAUACACACGCCAGCAAUAGUUAAGUUGAAAGAAUGGGCGUCAGGCUCAAGUCCCAUACCUCCUGUCCAGGGUUUAGAAUGGCUACGGCCCGAUUUGAACAUGCGUGGAACUUACAGGGUUCGAGUGCAGAGGUUUAACAUUUUUGAGAGCGGCGCACGUGUGCUUCGUCGUCAUGCAAUGUGUCCACUUACGCUAAGUGUGGAGUUUGAGAAUGAGCUUGGUGUUGGGGCGGGACCUGCAGUGGAGUUCUAUAAUUUAUUGGCGAGGAAAUUUCAAGACGUGCAACUUCACAUGUGGCGCACAGAGGAAUUCACCGAUGAAUCUGCUAAAACCGCGCGGCGCGUUCAACUCCCGCUGUUCCCUUCACUAUUUCAGGAUGACGAAUCGCUUUCCAAUUUUGAGCUCCUCGGGAUGUUAGUGGGACGGGUGCUAAUGGAGGAACGUGUGGUGGACCUUCCGCUGAGUGAGUGCUUUCUUCGUGGCAUUCUAGGAGACUUGGAUGACACUAACCGGCUGCCAUAUAUCGAUCCCCAACUCGAUAAGCAGCUGGAUUCAUUGCUUAAACUCACGGCCAAUGAACUAGAGGAAUGCGAACUAAUGUUCGUAAUUCAGCACGGGGACGCGGAGCACAACGGGGGUAUUGUAGAACUCUGCCCUAACGGGGCCACAACUCAGGUUUCUGCUAUGAAUGUCAAUGAGUAUGUUCAGGAGGUGCGGCGGUACUAUUCGAAGACGGCCCUCGCACGGCCCGUCUCGCAUUUCAUCCAGGGACUCCGGUAUACACUUAUUCCUUACCAUCUGCGACUCUUUGAUGCCAGAGAGCUCCAGCUUGUCAUAUCGGGACCCGAAGGGAAGAUAUGGGAAAGUGCAGGAGACCUUCUGACCGUCAUUACAACUAACCACGGUUAUGACAAAAACUCCCUGGUUGUGGCUUAUUUUGUGGAAGUGGUUAGCAGCUGGGAUGUUUCUCUACAGCGGUCCUUCCUGCGCUUUGUGACGGGCUCCACUCGCAUUCCCAUAGGAGGACUGCGACCCCCCAUAACAGUGGUACGUCGUUCGGUGGAGGUGGCUCCCGGAGAGGCCACAAACCAGUUGGAUACUACAAACAACUUUCUGAUGGACGAUCGAGCUGAGGUGUUACAAAACCUAAUGGACGCCUCACUUCCUACCGUGAACACAUGUGCGCACUACCUUAAACUUCCAAACUAUAGUUCAAAGAAAAUACUGGAGGAGAGGCUGAAAUUGGCCAUAACAGAGGGACAGGGUACAUUCUCGCUAACGUAG